CGCAUUCCUACUCCCCUCUUCUCUUAGGCCCAUCAUGUCUCCGCUCCUGGUGAUACCAGGUUCACCACGCUUCAAACGGGAAUGGCAGCGCCCAAUCUGCCGAUACCUUCGCAGUUUACACCAACCAACCUGGGGCUUCACCAUCUUCCGCACCGUUUAUACACCACAAUCAGAUGCCCAGUUUCCUUUGUUUCUAGCGAAAGUUGAUGCUUAUGUCGAAUCUUCUAUUGAUUAUGAGCUCAGUCCAAGGAAUUUUGGGGUCCCUAGUCCUGAACCACCCUUUGACUCGGGUCCGAAUGAAGAGAUGAAGAGACGAUACGCAAACGAUGUUAUAGAGAGCCCUGGCUUAGACGGUGCAAGUAUAGAUGACGUUAGAGCUGCAUUCACAAAAUGGUUAAAAGAUAAUGGGGUCGAUCUCGAAUUUCACCAACUCUAUGCUCGACAUCGAGUGUGUAUCAUGGUCGAUGAGGCUGUUCUGAAUUCUGUAGCAGCGGGACCAGAAGAUCCAAAUCAAAGCUAUGGACUUGAAUCUGUGUGGGUCAGGGUAGUCGAGUACUUAGCACCAGGGGAACAAGAGUGGCAAGGCUGGUUGAAAGUCGGAUUAGACGCUCUAUAUUUUCUCUGGUUUGAGGUUUUUGCAGGUGAAGAGGUCGAAAGCAUGUUCGAGGUUAUGACGGCAGAGGGGGAGGAUGUAUUCACUGGCUGA
Molecule: messenger RNA, 706 nt
Organism: Pseudogymnoascus verrucosus
Lineage: Eukaryota; Fungi; Ascomycota; Leotiomycetes; Thelebolales; Thelebolaceae
Exons: 1
Coding region: 35-706 (223 amino acids)
Source: RefSeq, a predicted model, not a curated record